Messenger RNA from Python bivittatus (Burmese python), 2587 nucleotides. RefSeq names its product Ro60, Y RNA binding protein (gene RO60). Gene Ontology annotation, cellular component: ribonucleoprotein complex. Gene Ontology annotation, molecular function: RNA binding. NCBI's taxonomy places the organism in Eukaryota, Metazoa, Chordata, Lepidosauria, Squamata, Pythonidae. The record is from RefSeq and is a predicted model, not a curated record.
GUGGAGGCGACGAUAGCUAGCCCCGCUGCUCCAUCCGGCUCCCUCCCUCUUGUUUUUGCUGCGUGAGGGAAGUUGUCAGGCAGUCUUGGCGGGGUAAGGAGGAGUGACUGGGGAGGACGCCUGAGGAGAAACGGAUCCUUUCCUUGCGCUCCCGAAAGCCGGUGAGGCUGCCGCAGUUGCACAGAGGAGGCCUCUUUAUACUGAGAAACAAUGGAAGGAGGAGCAAGUCAAAUGCAACCAUGCAAUGAAAGCCAGAUUUCAAACUCUGAAGGUGGAUGUGCAUGGCAAGUUACAGACAUGACUCGACUGCGCCGUUUCUUGUGUUUUGGUUCUGAAGGAGGUGCUUUCUGUGUCAAGGAACAAAAAUUGAGCUUUGAAAGUGUAGACGCUCUUCUGAGGCUUAUUGAAGGUGGCAAAGGUUAUGAAGCAGUACAGGAGAUAAAGACGUUCAGCCAGGAAGGUAGAGCAGCAAAACAGGAACCAGUAUUGUUUGCGCUUGCCAUUUGUUCACAGUGUUCUGAUGCAAAAACCAAACAAGCAGCUUAUAAGGCUGUCCCUGAAAUUUGUCGUAUACCAACCCACCUCUUCACUUUCAUCCAGUUUAAAAAGGAUCUGAAGGAGGGCAUGAAAUGUGGCAUGUGGGGCCGUGCCCUGAGAAAAGCUGUUGCAAUUUGGUACAAUGGAAAGAAUGACAUGGCUAUUGCUUUAGCAGUGACAGCAUACAAGAAGAAAAAUGGCUGGUGUCAUAAAGACCUUCUUAGGUUAUCACAUCUAAAGCCUGCAAAUGAAGGCCUGGCCAUUGUCACUAAGUAUGUAAUGAAGGGAUGGAAGGAGGUCCAAGAGGCAUAUAAAGACAGCAGGCUUUCUGCUGAGGCUGAAAAAGUGUUGAAGUAUUUAGAAGCAGUGGAAAGAGUAAAGCAUACAACAGAUGAACUGGAAGUGAUUCAUUUGAUAGAAGAGUAUAGUUUAGUUAGAGAACACCUCCUGACAAGUCACUUGAAAUCUAAAGAGGUAUGGAAAGCACUGCUACAGGACAUGCCCUUAACAGCAGUAUUGAAAAACCUGGGAAAAAUGACAGCAAAUUCUGUUCUUGAACCAGGAAGUCCAGAAGUAGCAAUGGUUUGUGAAAGACUAAAAAAUGAAAAACUUCUUAAAAAGGCUCGAAUACACCCAUUCCAUAUUUUGGUUGCACUAGAAAACUAUAAAGGAGAACGUGGUUAUCGGGGAAAACUACGCUGGCAACCAGACAAGGACAUCUUGGAAGCUCUAAAUGCUUCGUUUUACAAGUCCUUCAAGACAGUAGAACCAAUGGGAAAACGUUUCUUGCUUGCAGUUGAUGUUAGUGAUUCUAUGUUGCAAAAGGUUUUUGGUAGUGUACUGAAUGCCAAUACAGUUGCUGCAGCAAUGUGCAUGGUUGUUGCACGCACUGAAAAAGAUUCCCACAUUGUUGCUUUUUCCCAUGAAGUAGUUCCUUGUCUUGUGACUGAGGAUAUGACUUUACCACAAGUAUUACAGAAAAUGUCUGAGAUUCCCAAGGGUGCCACCAAUUGUUCUUCUCCAGUGCUGUGGGCCCAAAAGACAGGUGUAGCAGUUGAUGUUUUUAUUAUCUUCAUGGAUAGUGAGACUUUUGCUGGAGAUGUUCAUCCUGCCACAGCCUUGAGGCAGUACAGAGAGAGAAUGGGUAUUCCAUCCAAGUUAAUAGUUUGUGGAAUGACAUCCAGCAGCUUUACGGUUGCAGACCCAGAUGACAAAGGGAUGCUGGAUAUUUGUGGUUUUGAUACAGGAACACCCAUUGUCAUUCAAAACUUCAUUUUGGAUUUGAUCUAGACCUAUGAGCACCCACUUUUCUAAAGCUAUUAACUUCCUGAAGAUUUGACUGGGACCUAUCAAUUGAGUUAACAGACUCUGCUAAUUCAAGGCUAAGUUUCAUACCCCAGUUGGAAUGUUUAACGUUUGAAAAGGGAUGUAAAAUCAGGCAGUGGCAAACUCUCCUUUCUGAAUAUAUUGUUUACAUCUGUUGUGCAUAAUUCUAAAAGGCUUCCUAUUGCUUUUUAAAACUAAAUAUGAAAUACAGUGAAUGCUUUUAAUUUUUUAUAUUAGUUUAACUAUGACAAGGUAUUACAUCACUGUAGACUUUAUUUUCCUAGAAUGAAUUUACUGCAUUAGUCACAGGGAAUCAAAGGAUGAGAUAGGACAUCAUCUUUUUACACUGUUUUAGGUUAACAACUCUUUGAUUGAAUAACUUAUUGUACUGCCUAGGAAAAAUGAGCCACGUAUGCACUACAGGUUAUAUUACUUCUACAUUGCUCAUUAGUUCCUAUUAUUUUACAGCACAUUUACCUCUGGCAACUUGAUGCUCUCCUUGUUUUAGCAGAGAUUUUGUAUUGAGAAGUUUUAGGAUAUUUGGGAACAACUGGAUUCUUCCCAGGGAAAUUGACUUCUUGGUUAUACUCUAGCCUUCUAAAUUAUUUUUUGUUUCAAAACAAGCCUUGCAAAAAUCAGCAGUUUUGGCUACAUUAUGGUCUAAAUCAGUGUUUCUCAAACUUGGCAACUUUAAUUGUGGACUUCAACUUCCAGAAUUCUCCAA